Ilex paraguariensis (yerba mate) is the source of this 1065-nucleotide messenger RNA. The record is from the annotation of a GenBank genome assembly. NCBI's taxonomy places the organism in Eukaryota, Viridiplantae, Streptophyta, Magnoliopsida, Aquifoliales, Aquifoliaceae.
AGGUCUGUAGCAUCAUCAACAAACAGAAGAACUGCAAUCCGUUUUGCGGACCUGAAACUAAGAAGAUAUUGGCUACCUUUGAUGAUAGGAAUCGGAUUACUUAUGCUGCAGCAACUAAGUGGGACUAAUGGUGUACUCUUCUAUGCCAGUACUAUUUUUCAAGCUGCUGGGAUUUCAUCAAGUAAUGCUGCUACAUGUGCGCUUGGUGCGGUCCAGGUUAUUGCCACUGCAGUUGCUACAUGGUUGGUGGACAAAACAGGCCGUAGGCUUUUACUUCUUGUCUCCUCCUCUGGCAUGGCUCUUAGCCUCCUAGUUGUUGCAGUUUCAUUUUUUGUGAAGGAUUUUGUCUCCGAUAGUUCUAAUGUCUACAGUGUAAUGGGCAUUCUAUCUGUAGUUGGGGUAGUGGGUAUGAUCGUCACCUUUUCUCUUGGAAUGGGGCCCAUCCCAUGGAUUAUAAUGUCUGAGAUUCUUCCAGUAAAAAUAAAAAGCCUUGCAGGAAGUGUGGCAACGUUAGCUAACUGGUUCGCUUCCUGGGUGAUCACGAUGACUGCACCCUUGCUAUUAUCUUGGAGCAAUGGAGGAACCUUCACCUUCUACAUGCUUAUGUGUGCUAUUACUGUGGCAUUUGUGGCGAUUUGGGUUCCUGAGACAAAGGGAAAAACUCUGGAGGAGAUCCAGUUUUCCUUCAGAUGAUGAGAAAAUGUUUACCGUUGUCCUGUCUCCCAUUUCGCAGGAUUCCACAAAUGUUGUGCACAUGUAAUGUUUGCUUUUUCUCUAUCGUUUCCUCUAUUUUUUUUUCUUGUUCACGUUUUUUGAAUUAUUGACUACAAUAAAGCAGCUAUAAUUUUCAUUUACCAUGCAUACGACCAUUUGGAUUCCUCAUGUUGUACCACUCCACUUCUUCAUGAGUUCUUCCUAUAAAUUUUAGUAUUAUUUAUUUUGUAUGUCCAGUUGUUUCUGAAAUUUACCCAUAUAUCUUGAAUUGUAGAAGUGAACGGCUUAUGCGAUAGUUGGUGUCGAUGGCUAAAACUUGUAACACGUAAAGACUAUUCUUAUAGUUGAAAU